AACACAAACUGUACACUUCCGCAUGUGUGCCACGAAUGAAUGACAACUUAACGGGUCAUUCUGAAGAUGACUAGCUACGGUUCAAUGCCGGACCUGAUCAGUAGUAGCGUCUCCAUGCAAGGAGUGCAAGGUGCAGCAAGGGAAGAUGGAACCAAGUACUACACAUCGGGUACAAUCUACCCAUUUUCUGCUUCCAAGCCUUUGCGUGGAACUUUCUUCAAAGAGUUGACAACAGUUCUUUCACUCAAAGAGGGCAAGAAGAUAUCCCUCUUCCUGGCUCUCAAUGUGGCUUGCACCAUGAUUCUACUUCUUUGGUGCCAUUCAACAAACAGCAUGGCACUGACAGCCUUCACAUACUUGACAAUAUUUGACAUAUUUAGCCUACUCACAUGCCUUCUGAGCUUAUGGGUCCAGUUACAGCAGCCUACAUCAGCCUACUCUUUUGGGUAUGAAAGGUUUGAGGUUGUGGCUGUGUUUGCAAGCACCAUGUUGGCCCAGCUGGGAUCAUUCUUUAUUGUCAAGGAGAGUGUGGAGUGUCUUCUACAACAGCAGGAAGUGCAUACGGGUCGAAUGUUGGUUGGCACAGUGCUGGCAUGUGUGAUCCACUUCUUGGUGACGUUUGGGGUGAACAAUCGAGCCAUGAACCACGUGGUGGCUGCGUCCAGCUCCAGCUGGCUACAGGAACACAUGACCGACAUGAGUGAGAGCCUGUGUCACAUCGUCCCUGGCCUGAGUAAGCUGUUGCUGCCACGUCUCAACCCCUUUGUCCUGAUCGCCAUGGCUGGAGCAACCUUCCUAUUCAUCACUUACAUACUCAUCGACACCAAACUGUAUUACUCUGCUGACACGUGGUCUGCAGUGUGCAUCGCGAUCAUGACGUGCGGCACUCUGUUCCCCAUGAGUGUGUACACUGGCAAGAUACUGCUACAGACCACGCCAUCUCACAUCUUGGGUCAACUAGACAAGGUCCUGAGGGAGGCGUCCACCUUGGAUGGUGUUUUGGAGUUCAGACAUGAGCACUUCUGGACCCUGUCCUUUGGGAUCCUGGCUGGGUCAGUUCAAGUCCGAGUCCGCCGGGAUGCUGACGAGCAGAUGGUGCUGGCUCAUGUCUACAACCGUCUGUCUAACCUUGUGUCAGUCCUCAACAUACAGAUCUUCAAGGAUGACUGGACACGAUCAUCAGCUUACGCCAUGAUGGGAACACCAUCAUUCAACUAUACACCCGUCCCUUCCCCCUCUGCUCCUCCCCGGCCACAGUCCCCUCCAAGUGUGGCCCCACCCUACCCCCCUCAGUCAUACAGGACUAACACAUCAGGAGGGUUCACUCCAUCAGUGCUACACGCUGGGGAAAGUGUAUCCAAGAUGUCUACCCCCACGAUGCCACCUGCAGGCCGGGGAGCCGCACAUUUCUCGUCUCUACACAUGUCAUGAUGCAAAUUCAGAGGGAUGCGUCUUACAAGGUCUUAGAUGUCAGGGGUUGGUCCGUCUGCUGUUUCAAGGGUAGAAUGUGGAAGAUCAGUGGAUGAUUUCCUCUGAACAUUUUGAAGAGGACCUCUCUUACAUGAGAAGAGCAUGAUCUGUACAAAUUUCUGUUCAUGCAGCAUAUAUCCAGCAUCUUGGAGAGGAUCUUUUUCAAGUGUCUGAUUGUGUAGAGGAUGUGUUUCUGCAGUGCAGCCUGACUGAUUCGGUGCAAUUAGUUCACAGCCCAUGUGGGGCAGGGGUUUUAAGAGAAAUAAAUUGAUUCUGGGUGAAAAUGG
Molecule: messenger RNA, 1757 nt
Organism: Haliotis rubra (blacklip abalone)
Lineage: Eukaryota; Metazoa; Mollusca; Gastropoda; Lepetellida; Haliotidae
Product: zinc transporter 6-like
Exons: 13
Coding region: 67-1431 (454 amino acids)
Biological process (GO): transmembrane transport; monoatomic cation transport
Cellular component (GO): membrane
Molecular function (GO): monoatomic cation transmembrane transporter activity
Source: RefSeq, a predicted model, not a curated record